GAUGAGAACGAGGAGAAGAACAGAGGAAGAGAAUCAUCAAGAAUACAAGAAAGGGUUGUGGACAGUUGAAGAAGACAGCAUUCUUAGGGACUAUGUCCUUACUCACGGCAAAGGCCAAUGGAACCGCAUCGUCAGGAAAACUGGGCUGAAGAGGUGUGGAAAGAGCUGUAGACUUAGAUGGAUAAAUUAUCUGAGCCCUAAUGUGAAUAAAGGUAAUUUCACUGAACAAGAAGAAGACCUCAUUAUUCGUCUCCACAAGCUACUUGGCAACAGAUGGUCUUUAAUAGCUAAAAGGGUACCUGGAAGGACAGAUAACCAAGUCAAGAAUCACUGGAGCACUCAUCUCAGCAAAAAAAAUCGUCGGGGAUUAUCCUCUGCUGUCAAAACUACUGGAGAAGAAAACUAUCCACCGUCACUACUCAUCACCGCCGCAACAGCUUCUGGUCAUCAUCAACAAGACAAAAUCUGUGACAAGAGUUUCGAGGGCCUUGUAUCAGCUUCGAACGGGAAUAAACAAAAAGCGGAUUUGACACAUACUAAUGAUUUGAGUCUCUACUUCAAAGAGAGGAACAACUUUGAUAGCAGUAACACUUUCUGGUUUAAUGACGACGAUGAUUUUGAGAUGAAUCAUUCGCUAUGAUGGAUUUUGCGUCGGGUGAUACUGGCUACUGUCUCUAGUUUUGAUAAUUUUGUGUGUUUAAUUGUCUUAAUUCUGGUUCACUAAGGUCUGAGGAUAUUAAUAUAUAUAUACGAUCUACGAGUGCUUCUUUAUAUAUUCCGCAUUAUCAAUAAAAAGCGUAAUUCAAAUAUGGUAUCUUAAUAUAAGUCAAAGCAAAUGUUGUAACCAAAUGUAAAUUUUUUGUCCAACCUGCCAAGAUGCACUUGCAAUGCCUUCGCUACGAAUUGUAGAUCUGAAUGUAACAUAUUGUCAAAUAAGGAAAAACUUUCAUUCAAAAUAAAAGAUAAACAUCUUUAUCUCAACCAAAUGAUGAUGGUGUUUUAGUGGUUUCCAUUAUGGUGGAUGUAAAAGAACGUUUAUCCCUGACGUCAAAUUUUAGUGUCAAGAAUACGAAUAAACUAGUUCAAAUUAAGUUAGUAAACACAUAAGGUAUAAAGAGAAUAUAAAAAAUAUAUAUAAGGUGUCACUUGAACCCCUUUGAUUCCAAGUACUCAAGUAGGUAUGCCACAGUUGAGGAAGAGUUGUCCAGUCUAGGUUAGGGACAGAUUCUCUUCAAUGGCCAGUGCAAUGGUAUUAAUUUUUUUUUUUUAUAUUACGUUUUAGAUCCGUUAGAAAACCCGGUAAAUGGAUUACUCGUUCACUAUAAUUGUCCUAUAGAAAUUAUUCUGGUCACUUAAUAGUAAGGAACUCACUGAUUACGAAAAAGAAGAAGAUAAACUAUUAGGUUUUGGUAUGACCAUCGUACUCUUUAAAAUGUAAUUUAUUGUGUGGCACUAGUUAUGAAAUCUUCGAUUUCUUAUUAUGUUUUCUUCUAAUUUUUUAUAUUUGCAGAUAUUCCUUAAUACUAGUAAUGAAGAGUCAUUUGAUAUGUAUGCGGUGAAUAUGACCCUGCGGUGAAUCUGACACUGCGGUAAAUCU
Brassica napus (rape) is the source of this 1597-nucleotide messenger RNA. Its product is annotated as trichome differentiation protein GL1. The record is from RefSeq and is a predicted model, not a curated record. Bases 2 to 640 code for a protein of 212 amino acids. The transcript is spliced from 3 exons. Lineage: Eukaryota; Viridiplantae; Streptophyta; Magnoliopsida; Brassicales; Brassicaceae.